Molecule: messenger RNA, 991 nt
Organism: Frankliniella occidentalis (western flower thrips)
Lineage: Eukaryota; Metazoa; Arthropoda; Insecta; Thysanoptera; Thripidae
Exons: 5
Coding region: 160-735 (191 amino acids)
Cellular component (GO): lysosomal membrane
Source: RefSeq, a predicted model, not a curated record
AGCGGGGGACUUCAGCAGUAACUUUGCAGGUGCAGAACGAAAUUAAAAUCUGGCUCCGAAAUGUAAAUAAGUCAAUCAACAAUCAACAAACUAUCAGCUGGCAGUUGGCUUGCAUCCACUGCUACUACUUUUACCCUCAAGUUACAGUAAACUCUCAAGAUGUGGAUGAAAAUAGCUCUUAUAUUCGUUUUCGUUGCCUUCGUCGUCACAAAUGUCACGGCUCAGAUUGACAAUGACGCAAGAUGUAAGUGUCUCUGUCCCAGCCUUCCACUUCCAGAAUCGAAUGAAACAAGAAAGGGUAAUCAAUUCAAACAGUAUAAAGGUGACCCAGACCCCAGUCAAUGCACAUGUCGUGAUGUUGUUCUUCCUAAGUUGUCAGAUGCAGAAAAGGCAGGACUUCCUCCAGAAUUCUGUGUUAGAUGUGACUGCAAGUAUGAGAACAGAAAUACGACAAUAAUUAAGGUUGUUGUUAUUAUUGUGAUAUGGAUUAUCAGUCUUUUAGUAGUAUACAUGCUUUUUUUGAUUUGUCUCGAUCCAUUGUUAAACAAAAGAGUUCAAAGCAAUUACACUGAACACACCAAUGAGGAUGAGAUGUCCGGAGGAGAAGGUGUCUCACAUGCCAUGGGUGUACGUUCAAACGUUCUUAACAGAGUUGGCCACCAGCAGGACAAAUGGAAAAGGCAAGUUCGUGAGCAAAGAAGGAAUAUUUAUGAUCGCCACACCAUGCUUAACUGAAUUAUUUCUGGUAUUUUUGUUAUGAGUAUCAGCUAAAUGGUUUUUGCUAUCUUGAUAGAAGUCAGAAUUUUGGCAGAUUCCCGAUUCCCUUAUAACACACUGUACUUGAUUCUUUCCGCAUUCCCCAAUAUGUACUUUUAACUACUAUAGGUCAACUUAUGUACUAUGAAGUUUUGUUUUUUCAGAACCUGAUUGUAAACUUUUCUAGCAUAAGAAAAUAAAGUUGUGUUUUUUAUUUUAUUUAACAACUAUUUAA